AUGGUAGCUAAAGCGCUCCUUUUUAGGCUGUGUGUGGUGCUCUUAGCGCUGAGUAGCAACGAUGCCUAUUCACAGCAGGUGUAUGUCGCGUUUUUGCAUCCACUCAACUUCUUCGAGUCGUGGCAAGAGUGUAACAUUAACGGUGGAUAUUUGGCUUCGAUCGAAUCGCCGGCAGAGCAGACCCAGGUGGAGAAAGCGAUGGCCAAAGCACGGAACCAAACGGCCGUCUAUUACGUUGGAGGCACGGCCAUCGGGCGCGAUGGUCGUUGGAUGUGGAUCGGGUUGAACAAAGAGUUUGCGCACCGUGGCUACAGGAACUUCUAUCACGAUGAGCUGAACAACAUUAGUCGUGGACAGAACUGUCUUACCGUUGGCAACUGGGAUAAGCCCAACCGAGGUAAAUGGGAUGAACUGGAGUGCACAACCAAGGUUGAUGGGUAUAUAUGCGCUUUCCCCGUCGCUGCCGAUUCUGCCUUCGUUGAUGCACGGGGAUAG
Messenger RNA from Anopheles arabiensis, 495 nucleotides. Its product is annotated as perlucin-like protein. The coding region runs from base 1 to 495 and encodes 164 amino acids. The record is from RefSeq and is a predicted model, not a curated record. The transcript has 2 exons. Gene Ontology annotation, cellular component: external side of plasma membrane; extracellular matrix. Lineage: Eukaryota; Metazoa; Arthropoda; Insecta; Diptera; Culicidae. Gene Ontology annotation, biological process: cell migration. Gene Ontology annotation, molecular function: extracellular matrix protein binding; extracellular matrix binding.